Molecule: messenger RNA, 3123 nt
Organism: Kwoniella botswanensis
Lineage: Eukaryota; Fungi; Basidiomycota; Tremellomycetes; Tremellales; Cryptococcaceae
Exons: 9
Coding region: 1-3123 (1040 amino acids)
Biological process (GO): mitochondrial tRNA 3'-end processing
Cellular component (GO): mitochondrion
Molecular function (GO): 3'-tRNA processing endoribonuclease activity
Source: RefSeq, a predicted model, not a curated record
AUGGCCCCUUCGACAGAGACGUAUCAGCCCAAUUGGCACGUCAAAGCUCUGUCUGCUCCAGGCCCAGACACAGACUUGUCACUUCAUGUCUCUUUUGAUAAUGCCAGGUUCCUCUUUGGCUGUGGGGAGGGGACACAACGGGCUUUCACUCAGAAACGAAUGGGUAUGAGGGGGUUGUCGGCUAUCUUUGUGGGUAGCGGCGAAGCUAGAUCGAGAGCUGGAUUGGCGGGGGUUCUGAUGACCGCUGCAGACGGGGGAAUCUCAAAGGUCGAUAUCGUAGGCCCACCAGAUAUGUCACAUUAUCUUUCUACCUUGAGAUCAUCUGUCAUUCGAGACUCACUCACAGUCAAUAUGCAUGCCUUCCCCCGCUCAUCAUCUUCUGGUGAAACAGUUGAAUUAUUCAAGUCUCCAAACAUAACUGUCAAUGGAAUUGCCCUCAUUCCCGAGAUGCAACCUACUGCCGGACCUUCCUCGUCCCACUAUAUCCCUUUCGACCCAUACUCACCUUCGUUUCGACCUAGUAGGUUAUCACCAUCAGAUGCUCAGAAAUGGUGCGACCAAAUUGUAGCGGAUAUAUUCCAUAACGGACCAAAAGCGAGGGCGUCUAGGCGCCCUCCUCAGCCUCCUCCCCCUGCUUCAGACGGUACGAAACCCAGAUCAAGAUCAUCCUCUCCUCGUCGGACAGCCAACCCUUUUGUCAAUCCAGAUCGAACAAUCUGCUCCUCCAUACCCGAUACGCGGUAUCCCUUACCCUUGCCCUCUAGGGAAGAUGUGGAUACUCAGAUAGUAUACAUAUGUCAAGCACCGGAUGUAAGAGGGAAGUUCAAUGUGGAAAAGGCGAACCAGUUGGGUGUGCCAAAAGGUCCAGCAAGGGGGAAGUUGACGAGAGGAGAAGAGAUAGAAGUGGAUGAUCCGUCUGUGGAAGGUGGGAAGAGAGUGGUCAAGCCGGAAGAAUGCUUAGUUGGUGGAGGACCUGGAUCUGUCCUCAUAGUAGUGAACUGCUCCGAACAAACGAAACCUGCAUUACUCCAGAACACCUCAUUCCACAAAUAUCAGCCUUUAAAAGCUCAACCUGAGGGACUGGAACCCAGACAUGUGCAUCUUAUAGUCCACAGAGUACCAAGAGCCGUCUGGGACACAGAGGACUACAAAGAGUGGAUGAAAGCUUUCGGUGAACGUACUCAGCACCUUAUUGCGGAUCCUGUCAACUAUCCUGACCGGACGGUAUUCAAUUCGGCAGCGUGGAAUACCCUCCAAUUAUCACUUGCCGAUCCAGAGAUAUUCGUACCUCCUUUUGUUCAAUCGCCUCACUCUCCCUCCAUCGACUUGCCUCCCAAUACUUCCUUCCUGGUCGAAAACUCUUUCUGUCGGAUGCAUCAGCCUGCUCCAAUGACUGUAGUGGAGAACCACGAGAAAGAUAUCACAUUCUUAAUCACGUCCCCCGAUGCGGAAGCUGCAAGAGAGACGAUCCGACAGGAUAUGCCUGAAUAUGCCAUCGCAUGUGAUCAAGCUCGACAGGCAAUUCUAUCUGAUCCCAGAUCAACCAAUCCACCAGAACCUAAAACCGGAGACGACAUCACGAUCACUACGUUGGGUACUGGAAGUGCCAUACCUUCUAAAUACCGGAAUGUAUCUAGUACGCAUAUCGAUGUACCCGGGUUAGGAGGCAUACUGUUAGACGCUGGUGAGGGUACUUUGGGGCAAAUGAGAAGAAGAUUUGGUGAACAUGGUAUAAAGAAGUUGUUGGGAGAACUCAGAAUGAUAUUCAUAUCGCACAUGCAUGCAGAUCAUCAUCUGGGAUUGAACUCAGUACUAGAAGAAAGGUUCAAGCUCGGCAUAACUUCCCCUUUAUUCCUCAUUGCACCUACCAACAUAGCUUUGAACAUGCAAGAAUCAGCUUCAUGGCAAUAUGCAGCUACUUCCCAAGCAGCUCUGGAAAAUAUAAUAUAUAUAAAUAUACAGAGGUUGGGAUUCAAGAUAUUCAAUCCAAAAUUGAAAUCCAGAUCGAAGGAACCUUCCCCAGAGACUGUAAACAGACAGGAAGAUGCAGACAUGGAGAUGUAUCAGUGGGAGAAAGAAAGUUUGGAAGAUCGAGAGAAUGGAAGGAGAGCUUGGCCAUUUUCCAAUAUUUAUGGCUUUUCUCCUUCUGCGAGUCGAGAUCAUUGGAAUGCUCUGCAUAGACUUUUGGAUGACAUGUCGCUCAAAUCCAUAUGGGCACCUGUAGUUCCUCAUAGAGGCAGGGCUUAUGGAUUGGCUAUUGAGCAUUCGUCAGGAUGGAAGAUUGUCUAUUCGGGAGAUACGAAACCUUCUGAAGAACUUGUUCAAGCUGGACGGGAUGCUACUCUUUUGAUACACGAGGCUACGUUAGAGGACGACAAACCUGAUGUGGCGGCUGUAAAAGGUCAUUCGACGUUCUCUCAAGCCAUCGACGCGGGAAAGAAGAUGAAAGCCAAGCAUAUAUUGUUAAAUCAUUUCUCACAACGAUAUCCAAAAUUACCAAAAUUACCUACAGCACCUCCCCCAACAACGUCACAGGAUGGUAUCAACGGAUCUUCAGGAGAGAUACAACCUGUUGUAUCGAUAUCAUUCGAUUUCAUGUCUAUCAAACUGCGCGAUAUGUGGAAGAUGGCCUAUUACAUGGAACCGUUAAGUCUGUUAUUCGUGGAGACGGAUGAAGAUGGUGAUGGAGAGACGGUAGAGGGUGAAGGAAGUGUUUUGAAUGCUGUGAAGAAUGAUGUGAACCCGAGCCUAGACGGUGACGGUAUUGCUCCAAAUGGAGUGCAGAAAAAUGGAAAGAAGACUAAAAAUAAAGAUAACAACAAGAAUAAGAAUAAAGACGAUCGAAUGUCCACCUCAGCGAGUCACUCUCCGUCCGUUCCUUUGCCCAACGAUGGAAUCAAUCAUCAGCAGAAAUCGAAGAAAUCAUUGAAGCGAGAAGCUGCCAGGGCAGCUAAGCGACCUGCACCCAGUCUCAGUCCGACAAACACCGAGGAUCAACCUCAGGCGAAGAGAAGAUCGACCGAAUCUUCGACUAUCUUAUUGGGAACAGCCAAUGGAGGGGAAGGCGAAGAGGCAGUGAACAUAGUGAAUGAAGAAAGUGAGAAGAUGCAAGUGGAUGGAUAG